Molecule: messenger RNA, 6373 nt
Organism: Girardinichthys multiradiatus
Lineage: Eukaryota; Metazoa; Chordata; Actinopteri; Cyprinodontiformes; Goodeidae
Gene: fndc3a
Product: fibronectin type III domain containing 3A
Exons: 25
Coding region: 629-4213 (1194 amino acids)
Molecular function (GO): protein binding
Source: RefSeq, a predicted model, not a curated record
UGAUCACACCCUGAUGGAAUGCUAUUGAAAUGAAAUACGUUAAGGAGCUCAGCAGGCUUUAGCUGAGCUGGCAUGUAGUCUGUGGAAGAGGCAAAGAAGGAAACAGAAUAGCAAAGUGAGGCAUCAUUUAAAGUGUUUCUCAUUUUUGAUCGUCUUCUUCUGGGCUCGUCUUGCUUUCUCUUCCUCAUCUGAAGAUUGGCCAGCACUGAUAAGGUUUUUCAAUCCGUUCUGUGCAGGUUUGGUAAAGACGUCGUUGUGGAUUGUUGAAAGGGUUGCUGUGGAUACUUAGAGCAGGAAGGCUGCUGCAGCGUGUGCCGCGGCUGGAGCAGGUGCAGUCGAACCAGGCUGAGAAACCAUGAGUUUCACGAUACGCUUUACAUAAAGGCUGCAUCCAAUUCAGGAAACCAAGCCUCCAGAAUUUUUUUUUUUUUUGACUGUCUGUUUUUGGACUCAAUGCAGGAGUGGAUGAAAGUGAAGAUCACAAAAGAUGUGCUUGGGCAUAUGUGUUAGCGUUGCACAUGUGAUCCCUUACGAGGGCUGGGCGAAGUUGUGGAGGGUUUAGUAGACCCUGGAGCAUCUUUUCCUGUAUUCAACGGCGUGAAUAGUAACGCUUGAAUGAGGGAAAGCGAUGCGGGGAACAGUAAUCCUGGUGCAGGUAAACCCAGGUGAGGCCUUUACUAUUCGACGAGAGGAUGGUCAAUUUCAAUGUAUCGCAGGUCCUGCUCAGGUUCCCAUGAUGUCUCCAAAUGGUUCAGUGCCUCCAAUCUAUGUGCCUCCUGGAUACGUCUCACAAAUCAUUGAAGAGAACGGAGUGCGGAGGGUUCUGGUUUUACCUCAACAACCAGAUUUCCACCCUGGGGGUCAUUCCCCACUCCACCACCCUCCUCCGCCACCCCAUGCACACCUGCCUGCCUUCAUCCCGCAUCCCGCCAUGAUAGGCCCGCCGCCUCAUCUGUACACAGGCAUUCCAGGGGGUGUGGGGGACAUGAGCUCCCAGUAUAUCCCCCAGUACCAUCCAGCUCAUAUCUUCUCAGAACAGGAUUCUCACUCCCAACAUGGGCGCCAGUCUUUUCUUCACAGAGAUGACAGGGCGAGCAAAACACACGAACGUCUCCAGAAAAAACUGAAGGAGCGUCAGGGAGGAGGCGGGCAGGUGAGGGACAGUCCCCCGUCUUCACCACAGAAGUCCUGCAGCAGCCCCCCAACGGUGGACAUUCAAAACGGCAUCGGAACAAAAGGGCUUGACACAGAGCACAGGCAUGGGGUAGCCUGCUCCGACAAGGGAAAAAACGGAGAGUCAAGAGAACUCGACAAAGAAGCUCAGGCCCUGUUUACACUUUUGAGCAACAUCAGUAAACCAGUGGUAUCAGACAUCCAGGCCAGAGGAGCAGUGGUCAGCUGGAGUGCACCCACCAGACCAGAGGAUGAAAAUAACAGUGUGGAGGAAGACACUAGCCUCCCAGAGGCCCUCAGCUAUGAGGUUUCCUUCUCUAUCAAUGGCAAAGAUGGGAUAUACCAGAAUGUUAACAGUGUGCAUGAACUAAGUGCAACUUUAGAAAACCUUCGACCAUCAACAGACUAUUGUGUCAGGGUCCAGGCAGUAUGUAACUGUUUACUGGGAAGCCCUUCGGAAGCUGUGAGCUUCACCACAUUAAGCUGUGAGCCAGAUCCUCCAAGUCCUCCCAAGAAGGCCAGCGGGACCAAAAACACACUUGUACUCACAUGGAAGGCUUCCUGUGACAAUGGUUCUAAAAUAAAAAAUUAUAUUCUUCAAUGGGAUGAGGGGAAGGGCACAGGCACCUUUGAACAGUGCUACUAUGGACCUCUGAAGCAGUAUCGAGUGACCAAGCUUCUUCCAGCUUCAAGAUACUCCUUCCGCCUUGCUGCAAAGAAUGACAUGGGUGUAAGCGAGUUCAGUGAAGUGGUGGACCUGUUCACCUCAUGCAGUGUGCCAUUGCCACCCUUCCCUCCAGAGCUGGAGAUGGCGGGAGUGACCUUUCUUAGUAUGAAGUGGCAGAGGCCCAGCAGCUCGCCUAAGGAGGAUGACAUCUACUAUACUCUUGAGAUGGAGGAAGAAGGCUCGGGAUAUGGCUUCCAGCCAAGCUAUGACGGUGACGAACUCUCCCACACCGCGAGGAAUCUCCGCAGGAGCACCAAGUACAAGUUUCGGGUGGCAGCAUACAACUCAGAAGGGAAGAGUAACCCCAGUCAGGUUGUGGAAUUUAUCACAAAGCCAGACAGACCCAGCUGUCCCUGCAGGCCUGUCAUCAGAGGAAGAGUCCAACCCGACAGCUUCAAAAUGGCCUGGGAGCCCCCUAAAGAUAAUGGUGGAGCAGAGGUAACAAAGUAUGCUGUGGAGCUGUCUGAGGGCUUAAACGGUUUAUUAUGGGAGCUGGUAUAUUCGGGGCCAGCUCUGGAACACGCGUGUGACGGUUUGAAGCCCGGCUGCUGCUACCAGGCGCGGCUUUACUGCAUAAGUGACGGGGGGCAGAGCCCGCUGUCAGAAACCCUGCAGGUCCAGACUCCCGCAGUGCCCCCAGGGCCCUGCCUACCCCCUCGGCUGGUGGGCAAGCCCAAAGCUAGGGAGGUGCAACUGCGCUGGGGUCCCCCUCAGGUAGAUGGAGGAAGCCCAGUGUCCUGCUACAGUGUAGAAAUCAGUGGACCACUGCCUGAGGAGAGCAGGGAGAUUUAUCAGGGCACAGAGCUGGACUGUUCUGCAGGAGGGUUAUUACCUGGCAAGACCUACAGCUUCCGGCUCAAAGCAGCAAACAAGGCUGGGUUUGGACCUCUCUCAGAACGCUGUGAGGUUACAACUGGUCCUGGAGCCCCAGAGCAGUGCAAGGCGCCUUUGACCACAUGCAAAUCACCCAGUUGUGUUGUUGUGAGCUGGGAAACCCCUCCUUCCAACGGAGCUCCAGUGACUGAGUUUCGUCUUGAGUGGGGAGCAGCAGAAGGCAGCAUGCAGGUGUGUUACAGCGGACCAGGACUCAGUCAUGAAAUGAAGGGGCUGCUGCCUGCAACAAACUACUUCUGCCGUGUGCAGGCUGUAAACGUGGCUGGUGUAGGGCCCUUCAGUGAGGCGGUGCUUUGCCAGACGCCCUGCUCAGUACCAGCAGCUGUCAGUAACAUCUACGUACUAAAGGAGUCUGAGCUGCAGAAGUUUGAGAUUUUAGCAGAUGAGGACGACGAAGAGGAGGAAGUUGAUUCACGCCCGCAGCUGGCCUUUUCCCCAUCAACUUGCCUGGGAAUUUCCUGGGACCCUCCAUGUGAUCACGGCUCCGAGAUCACUUCCUACCUGAUCGACCUCGGAGAGAGGCAACCUAUUGUUGCCGGACCAGUAACCAAAUACAUCAUCCAGCACCUGCAGCCCGAUACCAGCUACAGGAUCAGAAUCCAAGCCCAGAAUAACCUGGGAACAGGGCCCUUUAGUCACACCUUUAAGCUUAAGACAAAGCCUCUGCCACCACAGCCUCCCCGGCUGGAGUGCACAGCCUUCAGCCACCAGACCCUCAAGCUCAAGUGGGGCGACGGCCCAGCAAAAGCCACCACCUCAGAUGCCCCCCAGUAUCACCUGCAGAUGGGGGACAAGAAUGGCAGAUUUAUCUCCUUGUACAAAGGUCCAUGCCACACACACAAAGUCCAGAGGCUUAAUGAGUCUACCUCUUACACGUUCCGCAUCCAGGCCUUUAAUGAGGCGGGCGAAGGGCCCUUCUCCAGUGUUUACACAUUCACCACCCCACGCUCUCCUCCGCCUCCUGUAAAAGCCCCUAAAGUGGAGCGUCUCGAUGAAAACUCCUGCGAAGUCGCAUGGGAGGCCCUACCGCUCAUGAAAGGGGACCCGGUUAUCUACUACCUGCAGUGCAUGAUGGGAAAUUCAGAGUUCAAACAGGCUUUCAGAGGUUCUGCCACAUCCUUCCACGUCCAGAACCUGCAGCCCAGCAGCGACUAUCGUUUCCGUGUGUGCGCCAUUAGGCAGUGCCAGGACGCCACGGAGCUCAGCGGACCUUACAGCCCUACGGUGACCCUCUCCCCGCAGCGAAACGACACGGUGUCUGGCAGCGGUGCGGCGGGCCCCGGCUCUAGGACCGGCGCAGAGUCCAUCCGAACCAGACAGAGCCUGACGGACGAGCAGUGUGCAUUUCUCCUCCUCAUGGUUUUUGCAGUCAUUGCCAUCCUCAUUGCUUUUGUCAUCCAGUACUUUGUCAUUAAAUGAGGAGUCUGCUCCACCCGGCUGCAGGGUUAUAGCUUUAUUCUCCCUCCUCCUGCCCCCUCCAUCUCUCUGUCUUGUGUUUUCUGAGUUGUACUUUAACUGUUUUCCGGUUUGGACAUCGUAAUCGCAUUACCUGAAAUGGGGUGCAGCAGGAGGAUGUGUGUGUUUAUAACUCAAGGAUGUAACAUCUCAUUUGGCACCUGUGAUUCCUUCCGGACUCUCCUAACUGUCAGCCCGCUCCAAAGUCGUGCUUUUCGUUCCAUUCAGAUUUAUAAUCCAAAACGAUCGGCCUCCUGUGCAGAACGAGCUCUGAAAGCGUAGUGGUUCAUUUUGGGAAAAGAGUUUGGGUGAUGGUGGCGCAUUUAUUAAAUGUAUAGAAACUGUCCAUAUUUAUAUUUCUAUCUCCGUGUCCAGUAUGAAGCUGGUUUUGAUAGAUGUGCUCCAAAAAUAGUUUGUAGGUUUUGUCUUUAGCCGACGUGCUUUUUGACUGUGGGACCUGAGGGGCCAGUGUUUGCACAGUGAGGUGUGUGUCCAGGUGUGUGUAUGUACUCUGUGUAGUUUUUGCCACAGCUCAGACGGCUGGGAGGGCUUCACGCCCAGAUGAAGGAACCUAACUCCCUUCCCCCCCACUCCAUGCAGGAGUUACAGACACACAAAAUAUCUCUUUCACAUUAUAGAGCGUUCAUUUAGCACUUUUCAACCUUUUUCAAGUUCAGAAUGUUCAAGGAUGCAAAAACAACUGAAGAAAUGUUUGUACAUUUUUGUACGACAAGGAGACGAGGAUCAGCAGGUUAGUGGAGAAGAAAAACAGAAUCAAAAGUAUAAGGUUAGAAAACAAGAACCAAACUAACAGUGAAUUCUAAUUAUUUUUACUAUCAUAUAGUUAUACUGUAGCUUGUUUUUACAAUCAUGCUGCUGCUUUACUCUGAAAUAUUGUCGUUCAGCACAAAAAAUGUAUGCUUUCUGGUAUGUUUCUUAUUUUGUUUUCUCCUCUGUAAUUGAUUUAUGCACCUUAGUGGAAGAAAAUGUUGACUGUCUGCAUUUGGUUUUGGUCUUGUGAUGCAUUUUAGAGAGCACACUUUGAGAUUGUGCAAGCCCUAUUUGUGUUUUGGGUGUUUUUAAAAGCCGUAGUAUUGCAUAACGUGUCACUGAAACAGCUCAUCUAUCAGCAGAAAUAAAAGUUUAAAAAAAAAUAAGGAAAAGAAAUCUAUACACCAGUUGUUUCAGAGGCCUUAAUUGGAGAGGGGAGGAAACAGUAUAUGAAGUUUUUUGUUCUUAAUUUUCUCUUAAGUUUUGAUGUUUUCCUUUUUUUAGUGUUAGAAAACACUAACGUGUUUUAUUUCCUUUUACUUUGCAGCGUUCAUUUGGUGUUAGUUAUUAACAUAUGUAAUCCUGAGAAAAAUGAAAAGUAGUUCUUUAUAUUUAGAUUCUUUUUUUGUUCCUUUUGUCAGUUCAUACAUGUGUGAAGUAUAUUUUUUUAUAAUAUUGAAGUAAUAUAUGUUAAUACUCUCCACAGAAGAUUAAAACAAUCCUGAGUAGUCAUGAAUCACGGAAUGAUGGAUACAUAAAUGUGUUAUCAUGCAAAUCUAAAGUUUGCCUUUUCUCUGUAUGUUGAGUAUUUGUAACAGAUUGCUGACACUGACUCGUCCUCAGUGAUGAUCUGGCUGUAAAGUCUAGUGUUUGGCAGAUCUCUGCUGCUGCCGCUGGAAAAACAGAAACGAAACGCAGGUAAUUUGCAAAACGUCCUGAAUAAUUACAUGAUCUGGUCUUUCAGACAUUCUGAUGUCUCCUCUUUGACACUGAAAUAAUUCAAAUUCCUAUUUUUGAUAGCGAUCGCAAAGUGUGCCAUUUUAACACCUCUUCACCGUCUGGCUUGCUACUUUGGCUGGAGAGAUUUAAAAAGGAAAAAAAAAAAAACUACAAAAAUGUGUAAAAUAUGCACAAAAAAAUAAGACCAUUUUUAUGUAAUUUUAAUGUUUGCAGUUACCUCAUACACCGUACAUUCCAAAAAGAUUUGUUAUACUAUACAUACUACCAGACAUAUCACUUUACAAUGUUCGUUAUGGGAAACAUGUAUAAUCAUAGAUAUGUAUCUAUAGUGUAUCUGUAUAGCCAUGAUAUCUACAAAGGAUCCAUGCACAAUAAACAAUUUAUAAUUCUUCA